Molecule: messenger RNA, 1639 nt
Organism: Bombyx mandarina (wild silkworm)
Lineage: Eukaryota; Metazoa; Arthropoda; Insecta; Lepidoptera; Bombycidae
Product: juvenile hormone esterase
Source: RefSeq, a predicted model, not a curated record
AUGUGGAGUUACCAUGUGCGUGUCAAUAAAGUGGGUCGUGCUGUGGAGUCUUUGGGCGGGAAGGCUGGUGCGGCAACCGACUCCGGCAGUGAGACUGAGUAACCAUCGGCUCGUCAGCGGGCAGGUUGCCCCGGACGGGUCACAUGUUCAAUAUUUUGGGAUACCUUAUGCUACUGUUCGACGUAGACACAGGUUCAAGGCAGCAGGUCUAGAGCCGGAAUGGGAUGGUGUGUUCAAUGCUGUAAAUGAACAUGUGAGGUGUCCACAAAAAUUUGCUGACAACUUUGUUUGGGGCCAAGAGGAUUGCCUCAUUAUAAAUAUUUUCCAUCCACUUUACUCAGAAGUCGAUAAACUUUUACCGGUGAAAGUUUUCAUCCAUGGAGGUGGAUUCCGUGAAGGAUCAUCGUCGAGACUUCUAUUUGGCCCAGAUUACCUGGUCCGUAAGAAUAUUGUCUUAGUGACCUUUAACUACCGAGUAGCCGUAACUGGGUUUUUGUGUCUCGGAAUCAAAGAUGCUCCAGGAAAUGCAGGAUUGAAAGAUCAGGUUGCAGCACUGAAGUGGGUUCAACGAAAUAUCAAAGUUUUUGGCGGCGAUCCCGACAAUGUGACGAUUUUCGGAGAAAGCGCCGGUGCUGCGUCUGUUUCUUUACAUAUCGUUUCACCAGCUUCUAAAGGUCUUUUCCAUAAGGCUAUCCUCCAAAGUGGGUCGUCGAUAUCACCAUGGGCUGUCGAAUUCGAACCAAUUAAAUAUGCUAGCAGAGUAGCUGAAGUCUUAGGAUAUAAAACCAUGGAUCCGUAUCAACUUUAUGACAUUCAUAUGAACCACACCAUAGAAAGUAUUGUGGGCGCGCCCGUCCCAUUACUAGAAAGUCAAGUAGCAGCAGCUCAGCUAAUUAAUUCUCCCUGUAUUGAAAAAUCACACCCUGGUGUGGAGCCAUUUCUUCUAGAAUCGCCAUUCGAUAUUUUUACCAGAGGUGAAUACAACAAAGUACCAGUGAUUUUAGGAGUCAAUGACAAUGAAGGCUACUAUUUUUCAGGCCUAGAGGACUCUUCUACUCUUACGCGUUUUAAAUUUGAAAUCGGUUUACCAAGAAAUUUACGGAUUCCAGCUGAACUCAAGAAAGAAGUUUGUCAGAAAUUGCACAAGAUGUACAUGAGCGAGGAUUCAAAUUCAAUGGAGAGUAUUUUGAAGUUUUUGAAGUACCAUGCUGAUCCGUUUUUCUUGUAUCCAGCUUUUGCUGAGACAAAACUACUCUUGCAGAAUAAUGAUCUGCCAGUCUAUAAUUAUUAUUUUCGAUAUGAUGGAUGGAGGAACUUUGUCAAAUUGAUCUCAGGAUUUUGGGCGGAACCAGGGGCGUCCCACGCUGAUGAUCUUAUGUAUUUGUUCAGUAUUUUUCCAGUACCAACUUUAUUUGAGAGUAAAAUCAUUGACAGAAUGACGACGAUGUGGACUAAUUUCGCUAAAUUUGGAGAUCCAACACCGGAGAAGACAGACCUUUUACCCAUAAAAUGGUAUCCGACGAAUCAAAGUUUUACGAAAACUCUCGUUAUCGAUAAGGAAUUUACAAUUACAUCAUUCAAGCACAACUCAUUUGAUUUCUGGCACGAUCUUUAUAAAAAAUAUCGUAGAAAAAAUUAA